AUGCGCGUCCACGAGAGCGGAAUUGACCACAAUGCCGAAACACCAACCACGCCCGUCAUGCCCAGCACCACCCUCGCACCAUCCGUCUGCACCACCACCAACGCCUCCUCUGUAGCUAACGCUGACACCGCCGACCUCACAUGCCCACACUGCCCAAGCACAUUCACCUCACGCAUCGGCCUGGUCGGUCACUUGCGAAUCCAUCGCACAGAGACCGGAGAACCAGUGCCUGGAGCACCAACCUACGCCCACCAAGCUCGUCUCAACUGCCCACACUGUCCUCGCACCUUCAGGCAUCGUAUGGGCCUAUUCGGCCACAUGCGCAUCCACGAAGACCUGCGGUAGACAACCGCCGGUUACAUCACACAUCCGCACACCUCCUUCCCUCCUCCACCACCAACAACACGCAUCAACACUCACCCACCGCAUGCACCAACUGCCACCUUCCACGCAAGUGGGACGUGUGCACCUCGACUCGGAACCCAUGCGGCUUCGGCUGCACGGGUGAUUGGGUCCGAGACUAUCCCGACACGUCAAGUGUCGUGGAUAGGACGGUUGCUGAUUGACGGCCGCUCUAGGUCCACGCAGUUCGUCACGUUGUGUGUGUGUUGUGUAGUGGCGGACUGGUGGGCUGGGGACGGGCUGAAGCAGCACCUUCCACGGCACUCUCACGCAUGUGAGAGACACGCCGUUCAACACCCGUUGUGUGAAAUCCUGGUGUUUGUGUGUGUGUAUGGGGGGCCAGGUCGUGCUGUGGCGCGCGCAGGCAUGGUCAGUCGACCGUGUCAGCCACCGCGCCCAUUCCCCACUCCAGUCUGCUGAACGGCUCGGACAGCGGCUGAUGUGUGGUGAUGGGAAUGGAGAGUGAGGUCGACGACUCAGCGCACUUUCCUCACUAUAAUCAAUCUGACGCGCUUGUAGCUAUCACGGUGCGCUAAAAGCCGUGGCUUGGAAGGUUGCCAACUGACGGGGUACCUUGGACCUCCUCCUCCUUGACUGGAGGCGGUCUGAGAGUCAGGCUGCAAUGGCUCCUUUUUAAUGUGGCCUUUAUGGCACUCUCACCACAGUGUGGGAUCCGAGCCAGGCGUUGGCGGCACGCCUAGGUGCGGCUUCGGCCGUGCCAGCCUCCAAAUCUCUGUUGUGUUGGUUGAAAUACUGGUCAUUGUUGUGUGGACCAGGGGGUGCGGAGUGGAGCGCCAAGGCGAGGAUCCGUCCGAGCCAUUCACCUGCGGCCUCCUUCGUCUCCGGUCUUCUUGACUCUGUCUUGACACCGGGCUCAGGCGGGGGAGGAGGAGGGAGUGUAGAUAGAUGCUACGCAAGUCUACUGGCACUAUAAACCCCUGCGUAAGUCACCGUCCCUCCUUCCACAAUGCACUCUGUGGGGCACACGGUGGUCAUCGUCGAAAUCGACGGACGAACUGUCGUGUGUGUGUGUGUGUGUGUGAGUGUAGGGUGUAGGGGUGUCCAGCGGUGGGUUCACGUGAUGGUCGUAGUGGUCGCUCACUUGCUUGCAGGUGAGACUACACCUAGCGUCCAUUUGCUGGCACCCAACUCUCACCUGUGGCUCCACGUAGCUGGGCUCUGCUCAGCGGCCACACCCCGGGCAACCGUCUCGACGGGCGGGCUAAACCAGAUGAGGGCGCUGUGCACUUGUGCCGAGUGCACAGCGUACCGCGGACUCCGCUGGAUGGAUGGUCGGAUGAAACACUGCGCCGGCAUCGUCGAGACGAGGCUCUGCCUGGUACGCCGUUGGACAACUGCUGCCGGGACGGGUCUCUGCAUCGCCUUCGCUGAGACGCGCCCACCCUCGCCGACGGAGACCGCGGACUCACGGCACAUGCGGUCGUUCUCCACUACGAACAUAAAAGUCGUGGCCCCAUAG
Molecule: messenger RNA, 1882 nt
Organism: Spirometra erinaceieuropaei
Lineage: Eukaryota; Metazoa; Platyhelminthes; Cestoda; Diphyllobothriidea; Diphyllobothriidae
Source: the annotation of a GenBank genome assembly